AUGGCGGACGUUCGACGUGCUAGUGUGGACCGUGUGACGAACGAGACCAAGAUCCACAUUGAUAUCGCGCUGGAUGUGGAUCCAGCGACGGCGCCGCAGACCAUUGAGAUCAAGACGGGCGUCGGCUUCCUGGAUCAUAUGUUGCAUGCCCUUGCGAAGCAUGGUGGCAUGUCGCUCCAACUGCAGUGUGAGGGUGACUUGUGGAUUGAUGACCACCAUACCGCUGAAGACUGUGCGAUUGCUCUUGGUGCGGCGUUCAAGAAAGCACUGGGCCCGAUUCGUGGUGUGAAGCGGUUUGGUACGGGCUUUGCGCCGCUGGAUGAGUCGCUCUCGCGGGCGGUGGUGGACUUGUCGUCGCGGCCAUACUGCCACACGGAUCUGCAGCUGCGCCGCGAAAAGAUCGGCGAUCUGAGCUGCGAGAUGAUCCCGCAUGUCUUCCACAGCUUUGCGACAGAAGCUGGCAUUACAUUGCAUGUCGACGUGCUGCACGGCAGCAAUGACCACCACAAGGCGGAGUCUGCCUUCAAGGCUACGGCUCUUGCAUUGAAAGAGGCCACCUCUCGCACAGGCACGAACGAUGUGCCCAGCACCAAAGGCGUGUUGUAA
Molecule: messenger RNA, 606 nt
Organism: Malassezia pachydermatis
Lineage: Eukaryota; Fungi; Basidiomycota; Malasseziomycetes; Malasseziales; Malasseziaceae
Product: igpd-domain-containing protein
Exons: 3
Coding region: 1-606 (201 amino acids)
Biological process (GO): L-histidine biosynthetic process
Molecular function (GO): imidazoleglycerol-phosphate dehydratase activity
Source: RefSeq, a predicted model, not a curated record